This is a messenger RNA of Spirodela intermedia, 1494 nucleotides long. The record is from the annotation of a GenBank genome assembly. NCBI's taxonomy places the organism in Eukaryota, Viridiplantae, Streptophyta, Magnoliopsida, Alismatales, Araceae.
AUGGAGAAGGUUCUGACGAGGUUAAUCUGGCCAUCACUACGACGGCCCGAGUCUGGCUAUGGCGCGCGGGGCAAGGCAAGUGCCGCAGCCUGGAAGCAGCCGAAGUCGUCCCCUUCAUCCCGUCGCAAGCUGCCCAAGAACCUCCGCUACCCACGGCGCGCCAAGGUGCCGCCGGACUCGGGGGUCAACAGAGCAGCGGUCUUGAAGAAGGUGGAGGAACCGGAGAGGCAGCCUACCGGAACCGCCGCCGGCGACGAGGAAGACAACGGAGAAGCCUUCGACGGCUCAGUGUGGAGCCAAGAGGAGAUCGAAGUCAUAUCCUCUUUAUUCGAGCAGCGGAUGCCCCAGAAAGCCGUGAGACGGCGGAAAGAGAGCGCCGCCCAUGUCCCGCCACCGCGGGGUGCACGGCCAGCGGGGACGCCGGCACCGAAGAGGUACGUCCGGGCGGCGUCUCGGGGGGCGCCGUCGCUGCGGUCGCCGGUCAGCUCUCGCGUCUUCAAGAACCCAGAGGUGCUCGUCCGCAUAGCCAGGGAAAUCGGGGCCCUCCCCGCUGAUGAAGACGCCUCCGAAGUUCUCGGAAGGUGGGGGCCCUUCCUGCGCAAGGGCUCCCUGUCGAUGACCAUUAAGGAGCUGGGCCAUAUGGGUCUCCCGGAGAGAGCGCUCCAGACCCUCUGCUGGGCUCAGAAGCACCGGCCUCUGUUCCCCGACGACCGGAUCCUGGCUUCCACUGUGGAGGUCCUCGCCAGGAACGGGCAGCUGAAGAUGGGGGCGCCCAUGGAGAGAUACCUGAGCUCGGCCAGCCGCACGGUGAUGGAGGCCAUGGCGAGGGGAUUCAUCAAAGCAGGGAACGUGGACCUCACCCGGAAGAUCCUCCUCUUCGUCAGGGACAACAAGCGGGCGCUCGACGCCAGCAUCCACGCCAAGCUCAUCCUGGAGGCUGGGAAGAACCCCGACAGGCUCAGGCUCGCGGAGGUCCUCCUGGACGAGCUCGGGGACAGGGAAGAUCUUGACCUUCGGCCACAGGACUGCACGGCCAUAAUGAAGAUCUGCAUCAGACUGGGGAGAUUCGAGGCGGUGGAGAGCCUCUUCGAGUGGUUCAAGCAGUCCAGAGUGAACCCCACCGUCGUCAUGUACACUACCAUCGUCCACGGGAGGUUCCGCUCGGGGGAUCUCCGGGGAGCACUGGCCGCCGUGUGGGAGAUGGAGGAGCGGGAGCUUCUCCUCGACCUCCCGGCUUACCGGGUUGUGAUCCGGCUGUGCGUGGCCCUUGGGGACCUCGCGAGGGCCGCUAGGUACUUCUCUCGGCUCAAAGAGGCCGGAUUUGCGCCCACAUAUGACAUUUACAGAGACAUGAUCAGGGCCUACGCUGCCGGUGGAAGGCUCGCCAAGUGCCGGCAGAUCUGCAGAGAGUUGGAGACGGCGGGGUGGAAGCUCGACAGAGGGGCCCAGAACCUGUUGCUCCAGAUUGAAGACGGCCUCCUCUCUGAUGAUUGA